Episyrphus balteatus (marmalade hoverfly) is the source of this 11376-nucleotide messenger RNA. RefSeq names its product protocadherin-like wing polarity protein stan (gene stan). Gene Ontology annotation, biological process: G protein-coupled receptor signaling pathway; cell surface receptor signaling pathway; homophilic cell-cell adhesion. The transcript has 6 exons. Gene Ontology annotation, molecular function: calcium ion binding; G protein-coupled receptor activity. NCBI's taxonomy places the organism in Eukaryota, Metazoa, Arthropoda, Insecta, Diptera, Syrphidae. The coding region runs from base 113 to 10882 and encodes 3589 amino acids. Gene Ontology annotation, cellular component: plasma membrane. The record is from RefSeq and is a predicted model, not a curated record.
GACUUUCAAAUGCAGCGUUAUGAAAGUGAUGGUGACACACUGAAAAUGAAGCCAUUAAAUUGUUUCACGAUUGAGAAGAAAACAAAAUAGCAGACAAUAUCGAAAAACCAAAAUGUCUGCCAUACCUGCACCACAACAAAAACUUCUGUCACAAAUCAAACAACACUCAAAAUCGAACGCACAUAGAAGAAAUCAUCACGACAAAGACGUCGCCAUGUUAAGCCACAGAAGACGAUAUAUCAAAUCAAUCGAUGGCUCAUCAAUACUACAAAUCUUCUUAAUUAGUAUAAUUCUAAGCCUACUCACAGUACAAACAUCUUCAUAUUUAAUAGUUGUUAAUGAAACCGUCGACCCUGGCACAGUGAUAUUCAAUGCCUCGGUUUAUAAACUCGGUUCCGAAAGGCAUUACAAAAUCAAUGCCCAUAAAUCUGCUCAUUUUGUGCAUCAUCUAGUCGAAGUUAAUCACAAAGAUGGCAGAAUUAUGUUAAAGAAACAUUUAAAGUGCGAUGGGAUAUACUAUCCAAAUUUAUUCACAUUUUAUGUGGAUUCUACAUCGAAUCGUUUAAGAAGCAUAGACUAUUAUAGUUUACCAAUUCGAAUAUUUGUUGCUGGAAGUGAUUGCAAUGAUGAUCGAAGAAUCGAAAUGUAUGGAAGACUUUUCGAAGAAGAAGAUACUGGAUAUUCGAAAAGACGUCGAAGACGAUUUAUACAAAAUGAUGAUGAUCCUGAUGAACGGUUUUAUGGGGAAUAUGUGGGACAUAAUCACCUCGAAUUCAAUCACAAUGACAGUCGAAAAUUUCAAGAUGGCGACUUAAUAUUUGGUGAUUCGUUCGAUAAUGAAAUGAGACAUCGAAUUCUAUCUCGAAAACGAAGAUCAAGGGACUUCGAUUCGGAUGAAGGUUCAAUGCAUCGAAGAGUUGCCGAUGCGAAACAAUGGAUCUCGGAGACUUAUGCUUCCUAUGCGAUCCACACAACUGACAAGUGGAACAAAAUUUGCCUAAAAAAGUCUCAGUUUAUCAAUAAUCUUAAUGCAUUUCUGCCAAAAUCGGUCUGUCAAAAUUGUAAAGUAAACUUUUUAGAUGUCAAUGACGAGCGAUUUCUUAUCGAGUCUCGAAACCGAGAUCUUGUAGCAAGUCGAGAUGUUUGUAUUCAUGAGUCAAUAUGGAAACUAAUCAUCACUUUCAAUAUUCGUUGCAAUCGAAAUGAUAUUGUCGACUCUGAUCAUCGAUUGAAGAUCGUCUAUCAUCAUCAAGAGUUCAAUGAUACUGAUAUUGCGAAAAGGGUCCGAAGGGAGUUAAGGAACCAAAGUCCCUAUUUCGAACAGGCUUUGUAUGUAGCUCCGGUAUUGGAAGAACAACCAGCAGGUUCGACAGUGACAACUGUUCGUGCCAGAGAUCCCGAAGAUUCUCCAGUCGUUUACUCCAUGGUGUCACUUCUUGACUCCAGGUCCCAAUCUCUGUUUAAAGUCGACUCACGAUCAGGAGUUGUUACCACUUCGGCAAGUCUUGAUCGGGAGCUUAUGGAUGUGCAUUAUUUCCGAGUUGUGGCAACUGAUGACAGCUUUCCCCCUCGAUCGGGUACAACAACUUUACAAGUGAACGUUCUCGAUUGCAACGAUCAUAGUCCAACUUUCGAAGCCGAACAGUUCGAAGCGAGUAUUCGAGAGGGCGCCACAGUAGGUUCCACAGUGAUAACUCUUCGAGCAACUGAUCAAGAUAUCGGGAAGAAUGCUGAAAUCGAAUACGGAAUUGAGAAUGUUUCCAGUACUGGAAUAACCUCUCAGGAGAGAAAUGCCAACACUUUUCGAAUCGAUGGACGAACUGGAGUUAUAUCAACCAGAAGCUCAUUAGAUCGAGAAGCUUCUGAAAGUUACACUCUGAUCGUUACAGCUACUGACAUGGCACCGUUACAAAGUGAACGAAAAACAGCUACUGCCACGGUGCUUGUGAAGAUCCUUGAUGACAAUGAUAACUAUCCGCAGUUCAGUGAAAGAACCUACACUGUCCAAGUGAAUGAAGAUCAGUGGGGUGAUGAUAACGUAGUAGCCCACAUCAAAGCUACCGAUGCUGAUCAAGGCAACAAUGCAGCUAUUCGAUAUGCUAUAAUUGGCGGUAAUACUCAAUCCCAAUUCUCUAUUGAUUCAAUGAGUGGAGAUGUCUCGUUGGUGAAGCCCCUGGAUUAUGAAAGUGUUCGAAGUUAUCGGUUGGUGAUUAGGGCCCAAGAUGGAGGAAGUCCUUCGAGGAGUAACACAACUCAGUUGUUGGUAAAUGUGAUCGAUGCAAAUGACAAUGCACCGAGGUUCUACACAUCCCAGUUUCAAGAAUCGGUCUUGGAGAACGUUCCGGUGGGUUACAAUAUCAUUCGAGUCCAGGCUUAUGAUUCCGAUGAAGGUGCCAAUGCAGAGAUAACCUACAGCAUCUCUGAAAGAGAUGAUAACUUUCCUUUGUCGGUAGAUCCCCGAACUGGAUGGGUACAAACUAUCAAACAAUUGGACCGGGAAGAGCAAAGUCGCUAUACAUUCCAAGUGAUUGCUAAAGAUGGCGGAAUUCCCCCAAAAUCAGCUAGUUCUUCGGUAGUAAUCACAGUUCAAGAUGUCAAUGAUAACGAUCCUGCAUUUCGACCAAAAUACUAUGAAGCGAAUGUUGGUGAAGAUCAACCACCUGGAACUCCAGUGACCACGGUGACUGCUACUGAUCCCGAUGAAGAUUCAAGACUUCAUUAUGAAAUAACGACUGGAAAUACAAGAGGAAGAUUUGCUAUAACUUCUCAAAAUGGCCGGGGACUAAUUACAAUCGCUCAGUCUUUGGAUUACAAACAGGAACGAAGAUUUCUUCUGACAGUUACAGCAACUGAUUCAGGUGGAAGAUCAGAUACAGCAACAGUUAAUAUAAAUGUUACCGAUGCUAAUAAUUAUGCACCGAUUUUUGAGAAUGCUCCUUAUAGUGCUUCGGUUUUUGAAGAUGCACCAAUUGGAACCACUGUUUUGGUAGUAUCAGCAACUGAUAGUGACGUUGGAAUUAAUGCUCAAAUUACUUAUUCCUUAAAUGACGAAAGUAUCAAUGGAAUGGGAGCUCAUGAUCCUUUUUCGAUCAAUCCACAAACCGGAGCAAUCGUUACUAAUGCAGCUCUUGAUCGAGAGACCACAAGUGGAUAUCUUUUGACAGUUACAGCAAAAGAUGGUGGAAACCCUUCUUUGAGUGAUACAACAGAUGUGGAGAUCAGUGUGACAGAUGUCAAUGAUAAUCCACCGGUUUUCAAAAACCCUCUCUAUCAAGCUUCGAUUUUGGAAGAUGCCCUAGUUGGGACUUCGGUUGUUCAAGUUUCAGCAACUGAUCCUGAUAUGGGUCUGAAUGGACGAAUAAAGUACAUCUUGAGUGAUAAAGACGAAGAAGACGGAUCGUUUGUGAUUGAUCCAACUUCUGGCACGAUCAGAACAAACAAAGGUCUUGAUCGUGAGUCAGUGGCAACAUAUCACUUGAUGGCUAUUGCAGUUGAUAAAGGAUCACCCCCUCUAAGCAGUUCGGUAGAAGUUCAAAUCAGACUUGAAGAUGUUAAUGACUCUCCACCAACAUUCUCCUCUGACAAGAUUACUUUGUAUGUUCCAGAAAACUCUCCAGUGGGAUCGGUUGUUGGUGAGAUUCAUGCUCAUGAUCCUGAUGAAGGUGUAAAUGCUAUUGUUCAUUAUUCAAUUAUUGGGGGAGAUGACUCGAAUUCGUUUUCUUUGGUUACCCGGCCAGGGUCCGAACGUGCACAAUUACUUACAAUGACCGAACUUGAUUAUGAAUCUUCACGAAAGAAGUUUGAAUUAGUUAUUCGAGCUGCCAGCCCUCCUCUUCGGAAUGAUGCUCAUGUGGAAAUCCUAGUCACUGACGUAAAUGACAAUGCACCAGUUCUGCGCGACUUCCAAGUGAUCUUUAAUAAUUUCCGUGAUCACUUUCCCAGUGGAGAGAUCGGGCGGAUACCAGCAUUUGAUGCCGAUGUAACAGACAAGCUAUCAUAUCGGAUUCUUUCAGGAAACAAUGCGAAUCUUUUAAGACUUAAUACAACUUCUGGAGGGCUAAUACUUAGUCCACAGUUGAAUACAAAUGUUCCCAAGUUUGCAACUAUGGAGGUGUCCGUGUCAGAUGGGAUUAACGAAGCCAAAGCUAUCAUGCAACUUUCGGUGCGUCUCAUUACGGAAGAUAUGCUUUUUAACUCGGUGACAGUAAGGCUCAAUGAGAUGACUGAAGAAGCCUUUCUUUCACCUUUGCUGAACUUCUUUCUUGAUGGUCUGGCAGCUAUUAUACCCUGCCCCAAAGAAAAUAUCUAUAUGUUCUCAAUUCAAGACGAUACCGAUGUUACAUCACGAAUUCUCAAUGUAAGCUUUUCAGCUAGAAGACCUGAUGUGUCCCAUGAAGAAUAUUAUACCCCUCAGUACCUGCAAGAAAGGGUUUAUUUAAACCGAGCCAUCUUGGCCCGCCUCGCGACCGUAGAAGUUCUGCCAUUCGAUGAUAACCUCUGUGUUCGUGAGCCUUGCCUAAACUUUGAGGAGUGUCUAACUGUUCUCAAGUUCGGAAAUGCUUCGGAAUUCAUCCAUAGUGACACUGUACUCUUCCGGCCAAUCUACCCAGUUAACACCUUUGCUUGUUCCUGUCCUGAGGGCUUUACUGGCAGUAAGGAACACUAUCUCUGUGAUACCGAAGUGGAUCUUUGUUAUUCCGAUCCCUGUCUAAACGGUGGAAAGUGUCAGCGUCGUGAAGGUGGAUAUACUUGCCUUUGUACUCCUGAAUACACUGGAACAAACUGUGAAACUGUAAUUUCGAAGCUCAAACCAUGUACCGCUGAAUUGUGUGAUGGAGGACAUUCGUGCAUGAAUACGCUUCUAACCAGCUCUCAACCACCACCGUACACUGCCACGUGUGAGCUGAGAUCUCGUUCGUUCUCCCGGAAUUCAUUCCUAACCUUUGAAAGUCUCAAACAACGUCAUAGGUUUAACUUGAAACUACGAUUUGCCACAGUUAAUGACAACGGAUUGUUACUCUACAAUGGAAGGUAUAACGAGCUUCAUGAUUUUAUAGCCUUGGAGAUUCUUGGAGGUUAUGUAUCAUUUUCGUUCUCCUUGGGUGAUCGAAUUCAAUCGGUUAGUGUCCGUCACAAUCCAAAAGUCUCCGAUGGAAAUUGGCACAGAGUAGAAGUAACCUAUCUAAACCGGACCGUUACAGUAGCUUUGGAUGAGUGUGAUACAGCGAUAGCUUUGGCUGGAAACUUGGGAGAUCGAUGGAGUUGUGCCAAUCAAACGACUUUAAUACUUGACAAAAAGUGUGCCUCUCUUACUGAAACCUGUCACAGGUUCCUAGAUUUAACCGGUCCACUACAAAUCGGUGGACUUCCAAGAAUUCCUGCACAUUUCCCAGUGGAAAAUCAAGAUUUCGUCGGAUGUAUUUCUGACCUUCGAGUCGAUGAUCGAUUUAUUGAUUUGAAUUCGUAUGUUGCUGAUAAUGGAACUAUAUCGGGAUGUCCCCAAAAGGCUCCUUUAUGUUCUUCGGAUCCCUGUUUCAAUGGUGGAAUUUGUAAAGAAGGCUGGAACACAUAUACCUGCGAGUGUCCUGAAGGAUAUGCUGGGAAUACCUGCCAGGAACCUAUUCCAGCUCCAUGGAGAUUCUCCGGUGAUGGUAGUUUGAGUUUUAAUCCUCUUCUUCGACCCAUUCAGCUUCCAUGGGUAACUUCCCUGUCGAUUAGGACUCGCCUUCAAGAUGCUUUUAUCAUACAAAUCCAGAUUGGACAGAAUAGUUCUGCUAUAAUCUGUCUUAAAGGGGGGAUCUUAUACUAUAUUUAUGACAGCGAGCCAAUGUAUCUUGCUGGAGCUGACCUAGCCGACGGAGUUUGGCAUCGUAUCGAGAUCAAAUGGCUUGGAGCUGAGAUCCAGUUCUCAGUUGAUUAUGGGCAACGUAUGGGAGUGGUUCCAAUGUCCCAAAAAGUCCAGGGUCUGUACGUUGGGAAAAUCGUUAUCGGAAGUCCUGAUGUAUCCUUUGGAUCCAUGUCUGAUUUGAUGCCAUUUGAAGGCUGUAUACAAGAUGUUCGUAUUGGAGCACCUCAAACGGUUCUAAGUCGUCCAACAAUUCGGGAAAAUGUAGACGAUGGAUGCCUAUCGCAGGCUGAAUGUCCCGAGACCUGCCCAAUGCAUUCAAGUUGCUUUACCAGCUGGGACGAAGCACAUUGUGAUUGUCUUCCGGGAUAUGUAGGUCCCGAUUGUGCUCCAAUAUGCACUGUUAAGCCAUGUUCGGCAGGGGUUUGUCGAGCUAAUGUCAAUGAAAAACGUGGAUACCGUUGUGAGUGUAAUAGCACCGUUCAACAUGGCGAUUAUUGUGAGAAGACUCUUCAGCAACCAUGUCCGGGAGGAUGGUGGGGUGAAAAAGGCUGUGGGCCAUGUAAAUGUAAUCUUAAACAGGGUUAUCAUCCGGACUGCAACAAAACUACUGGACAGUGUUACUGCAAGAAUAACCAUUAUCAACCUUUAAACGAAACAGCUUGUAUCCCUUGCGACUGCUAUUCUAUUGGGUCUUUCAAUAGUGCUUGUAACCGACUUACCGGACAAUGUGAGUGUCGUGAAGGUGUCAUAGGACGAAGAUGUGAUUCCUGUUCAAAUCCCUAUGCCGAAGUAACUUUGAACGGCUGUGAAGUGGUCUAUGAUGCUUGUCCAAGAUCAUUCUCAGCUGGUAUCUGGUGGCCAAGAACUCCCCUUGGAAGUACAACCAUCGAAAAUUGUCCAACUCCAAGUCGUGGGAAAGGUUCGAGAGUUUGUGAUAUAACCUCCGGAGGUUGGGGUCCAGCUGAUAUGUUCAACUGUACCUCUGAACCAUUUGUAGAAAUUCGGAAACAAUUGGGCCAACUUGAAAAGAUGGAGCUUGAACUGAAUUCCUUUGUUUCGGUCAAACUUGCUGAAAGUCUUCAACAUGCUUGUGAAGUUGUUGACCGUUCAAGUACAGUGAAAAAAACUAAGCCUAAAGAUAGCCGACGAUACAAAAUGGAGUCAUCAUUCCUUAUUAACGAAGCUAACAACGUUUGGUCUAAUGAAUUCGAAAUGGAAUAUCUUUCCGAUGAGGUUAAAUUCACCCAUGACCGACUUUAUGGUGCAGAUUUACUGGUUACCGAAGGAAUUCUUCAUGAACUUAUCAAUUACGAGCUUAUGCAAAGUGGCUUGAAUCUUUCCCACAGUCAGGAUAAGUAUUUUAUUAAGAAUCUGGUAGACAGUGCAAGUGUAAUUUUGGACAAAAAGUAUGAAAAAGAAUGGAAACGAGCUAUGGAAUUGAUUCAGCGAACUCCUGAUGAUCUUAUCGAUGCUUUUAACAAGUAUAUGAUUGUUUUAGCUCGAUCGCAACAUGAUACCUAUACAAAUCCUUUUGAAAUUGUUCAAAAAAAUAUGGUAAUGGGUUUGGAUAUUGUGACAACCGAGUCAUUAUUUGGUUAUGAACCCGAACAGCUUAGCGAAUAUCAUAAAACCAAGUUUCUGAAACCGAAUCAGUUUACUACGGAAAGUGUUGUUCUUCCAGAUACUAGUGGUUUCUUGCAACAUUCAGCAAAACAGAAACCAGCUAUAACUUUUCCCAAGUAUAAUAAUUACAUCCAGGAUAAGAAUAAAUUCGAUAAAUACACGAAAGUACUGGUGCCACUUGACAUGCUUGGUAUUCAACCUCCUGAGAAGAAUGAAGUUACUCAGGGAUCCAAUGAUUAUCGAGCUAUUGUCAGCUAUGCACAAUACAAAGACGUUGGGGAAUUAUUCCCCGAAAUGUUCGAUGAAACUAUAACUCGACGAUGGGGAGUGGAUAUCCAAGUUGCGACUCCAAUUCUCUCACUGGCGAUCUUGGUUCCCAGCAAUGACGAAGACAAAAAGAUAGAAAUUCCUUCCCGGAAGAUCUCAUCUCAAAAAUCUGACAAUUCCGAUACAAAUUCGGUAGUCGAGGUCUUUGAGGUUCCUGGAGUUGGAACAGGACCCAAGGACAAAAGCAGUGAAGAACAUAUGAAUGAGAAUAUCAAAAUUAUUGCUCAUGAAAUCGAAGCUUCAGAAGAAGAAGUCGAACUGGAUGUGGACCCCGAUAUCCAUGUCCAUUUCGAUGAGAGUGACAUAGAAUUCCGAGGAUCUAGCGGUGAAGAAACUCAACUUGCAGCUGCUUCAAAUGAAGCUGAAAAACCAAAGAACGAUCCAACAAUGUCACAGGAAAAUGAAUCAACAUAUCGAGCUCGAAGACUUGUCAAACGUCAAGCUGAAGUUAUAUACCCUUCGGAACAGGAUCAACCUGCAGAAAAACAUUUAACCUAUCGAUCGUUAGGUUCUCCACAUCUUUCUCAACCGAUAAAGUUGCAAAUGUGGCUUGAUAUUGAUCCAACACGAUUUGGUCCACGAUCGAACCCUCAAUGUGUUCGAUGGAACACGUUCACAAAUCAAUGGACCCGUCUUGGUUGUCAAACUGAGAUCCCCGAUUAUGAUGAAGGAAUUGUUGAAGGGCAACCAAUUAUGAUCAAUUGUUCGUGUUCACAUGUUUCUAACUAUGCUGUGAUUGUGGAUAUCAUUGAUCCUGAGGACAUUCCGGAGCCAUCACUCCUCGUUCAAAUAACAUCAUAUUCAGCUUUUAUGAUUUCUUUGCCAAUUCUAUUCAGUGUUUUGGUGGCUUUAGGACUUCUUCGAGGAAUGCAAACAAAUUCCAAUACAAUCCAUCAGAAUAUUGUCCUUUGCGUAUUCUUUGCUGAACUUUUGUUCUUCGUGGGAAUGCAAUCCCGGAGGAACCUCUUGGAGAACGAGUUUCCUUGCAAACUUAUCGCGAUUUGUUUGCAUUAUACAUGGUUAGCGGCAUUUGCAUGGACUACAGUGGACUGUGUCCAUUUAUAUCGAAUGUUGACUGAAAUGAGGGAUAUUAAUCACGGUCCAAUGGGAUUCUAUUUUUCCAUGGGUUAUGGAGCACCGGCCAUUGUUGUUGGACUUUCUGUUGGAGUAAGGGCUCAUGAAUAUGGAAAUAGUUUGUUCUGUUGGUUAUCAGUUUACGAGCCAGUAGUCUGGUGGCUAGUUGGUCCAAUUGCCGGAAUGUCAGUCAUAAACCUCCUCAUUCUCUUCGUAUCUGUCAAAGCUGCCUUCACUUUGAAAGAUCAUGUUUUAGGCUUUGGAAACCUUCGGACUUUAUUGUGGCUUUCAGUAGUUUCUUUGCCGUUGAUGGGAGUUAUGUGGGUUCUAGCAGUUCUAGCAGCUUCGGAGAAUUCUCAACUCUUGAGUAUCCUUCUCUCAGCUGUAGUAGUCCUUCAUGCGAUAUUUUGCUUGAUUGGCUAUUGCAUAAUCAACAAACGCGUACGAGAAAAUCUUCAUCGAACCUUCCUCCGUUGUAUGGGAAGGAAGGUUCCACUCUUGGAUUCAUCCCUAGUUGUUAGUAAUAGUUCCCAUAACGUUAACUCAUCCCGGCCGAAUAAUUUCCUAGCCGGAAACUAUGAUACAGCAAGAAGAAAUAUCGGUAUUAGUGCUUCGAGUACAACUUCAAGAAGUACGGCUAAGACAAGUUCAAGCCCUUACAGUGACGGCCAACUUCGACAAACCUCAACAUCAACAUCAAACUACAAUUCUGCCAGUGAAGCUCCAAGCUACUUACGAGGUUUUGAAUCUUCCAGUAGCCGAAGGGAAGAAAAACCUCGACGUCAUCGAAAAGACUCCGACUCCGGUUCGGAAACUGAUGGUCGAAGUUUAGAACUUGCCAGUAGCCAUUCAAGUGAUGAUGAUGAAUCAAGGACUGCCAGAAGUACUGGAACCCACCGAAGUACUGGUGUAAGUGCUACACCGUCUUAUCUACCAAAUAUUACAGAACAUGUUCAAGCAACAACUCCACCGGAACUUAAUGUCGUUCAGAGCCCACAGCUGUUUCCAAGUGUGAAUAAGCCAGUUUAUGCUCCAAGGUGGUCAAGUCAACUUCCCGAUGCUUAUUUGCCUUCUCCACCAAAUAUCGGAAGAUGGUCCCAAGAAACCGGGUCGGACAAUGAAGUUAUACACCCACAUAAGACUAAUUCUCCCAAUCCCUUGCCUAAUCCUGAUCUCACAGACACAUCCUACCUGCAUCAGCAUCAGAACAAAAUCAAUAUGCCACCAUCGAUUCUUGAGAAUAUUCAGAAUGCCCGAAAUGAUAACGGGUAUGAGGUGGAACGGGAAAGUCUAUACGGCCGGAGGAAGGAUUAUCAAGAUAAUUACGGUCAGUUUGAUUUACAAGGACAGACUGUUACUGGAACUUAUAAACCUCCGAGUCAUUAUGGGAGUGAAAAAGAUUAUGGCGGUGGAAAUGGCGGAGGGUCUCAGAUUGUUAACCACAUGAGAUCGUUCCAUCCGGACAAUGCGUACCUAAGUGACAAUAUCUAUGAAAAACAAAGAACGCUUGGAAACACUUAUCUUACGGCGAAAUCAUCAGAUUCACCUUAUAUGUCAAAAGAACGGAUCGCCCCGGAUAUAUACGGUUCCCGGGAUAACCAUUACACUCUCAAAACUCAGCCUUUAUACGGUGAUUCAAUGCACAGCGUACAUUCCCUGCUGAAAAACGACUAUCAGCAAAAUCAACAACAACAGCAUCAACAAGCUCAACAAAUCCGUCAAAUGGAAUAUCAUUCCGAUCGGAUGUCAGAUGGUUCCGAUAAAAAUGGUUACCAUUUUCCCUAUACCGCUGAAGAAGACCAUUCAGCGACAAGUCUUGGCCGAAAGCAAAACCAUCAUAUGGUCAAUGAUAUCAAUAAUCCGGGAAUUCCUCAGAGUCGACUAUCGUCUAGGCAUGGAUCGAGAGCUUCCUCCCCACCGAGCAUAGUGGCACCAAUGCAGCCAUUAGCCCCGCUAACCAGUAUAACAGACACUGAGAGGAAUAUUGAUGAUGAUGAAACGACCGUGUGAUUGUAUUAAAAAAAAAAAAACGAACAAAUGGACUCUCAAGAUAAAUUUCCUAUACUCCAUCACUAAAGGAUAUCAACUGUGUGUCCUGCAAAGUUCUAUAAAUAUUUAUAUAAAUUGUUGAUUCAAAAAGAAAAAACAAUACCAUAAAUAAAGCUUAAAUAAAAAAAAAUAAUUUAAAGUGUAUAGUGUUAGAAAAAAAAGACAUACAAAAUAAAAAAUAUAUCUAUUUACAAAAAAAAAGAGGAUAGAAAUAUGUAUAUGGAGAGAGAGAAAAUGUGAAUUGGAAAAGUGAAUUGAAAUAUUUAUACAUAAUUAUAUCGUACAUUUAAACCAUAAAAAAUAUUAGUUUACACAAGAUAUAAAUUUAUGAGAUAUAAACAAAUACAAAUUAAUAAAAAAAAAAAGAUACAUAGAUACCAGAUAUAAAAUGCAUUUAUUUACCAACACAUUAUAAAAAACUUAUUGGAAAUUAUUUGAAGAGAAAUUGAAAAAUC